CAUUCUGUCGCUGUCGCCAACCAUCUUUGGCUAGGAGUAUAUCUUAUCGUCUUAAAACUAUUUAAAGACAUUUUCUUUUCACGUUAUUAGAUUAAUUAUCACGAAAGCGAGAUCUAUAAUUACUAUUGCUGUCCAGUGUAACUGUAAAAAGUUCGGCGACUCAUGCAGCUUGUUUUAGCUAACAGCUUAUUUUAGCUAACAGCUAAGCUAAUAAGCUAACCUGCUCGCAUCUUAGUGAAGAAGAUAGAAAGAGGAUGGUUGGAGGAGCUCAGCAGUCGUUGUUUUUCCUCGGACUACCAAACCUGAAGAAGCUUUGCUGCGUCACUCUGAGUCUGCAGGAGGAAGACGAGGAGCCGAGGAGCAAACAGAUCAAGACCUGCAGAGAGCUGGUGCUGCUCUACUCUGAUAUUCUGGCCUCUCCUGCUCUGGACUCCUUCAGUGAGAUCACUGUGGUCAUGGCUAUCUCGUUCUUCCAGAGAGGUUUCCUCCAGGCGUUCGGACGGAGACGCAGCCUGCAGCUGGGGUCUCCUCAGUGUGUGUUUCCAGGUGUCCUCCAGUGCUGUGUGUCCUACUCUCUGAUCACCAGACUGGCUCCCAGCUGGAAUAAAGCAGGACUUUACCUGAUCUCAGGAAAAGACUUUCUGACUGAGUGCAGGAGGCUCAACGCUGUCAGCAUGGAGCUGAGCACCAGUGAGGGUCAGUUGUGUAUCAGCAUUGAAACCAACACAGUCAGACUGCCUCCAACCACACUGGAGGACUUCGGCCUCCCUCCGUUAGUGCUGAAGAGGUUCCGCAGUGAUCCCGACUCCGUCCUCGACCCCUCCUCCACCGGAGGAGCCGUCUGGUGUCACGUCCUGCCCAGCAUGAAGAAAGGUCAGAUUAUCACCAUCAGCCGUCAGCUUCCCAAAGACGGACCGUUCAGGACCUACAGAGACCUGCAGAACCACUGGAACAGCAUGUACGGUUACAGACUGCCUGAGCUUGCAGAGGAGGCGGUGAUUUACUGCAGCAUCUACUUCAGACUCGUGGGAGAGAGACUCUUCACCUAUCCUCUCAGCUGCGUCCGCCUGCAGCCGGUGCAGCGCUUUCCCCGGGUCGACCUGCAGGGGACGCUGGACUCCUUCCUUUCUGACGUCAGGGACGGACUGCAGAGCGUUUGUGGCUUUCCUGCACGUCUGACCGGCAAACCCUGUUACCACACAGCCGGCCUGAACACCGCUGCAUCAGUGCAGGUGUCGAGCGGUGAGCAGGUCAAUCUGACCACCUCUUCCUCCAUCAGGCCGGUCCUCACCCAGCUGCCUGCUCCUCCUCCUCCUCCUCCCCGACCUGCGAGGCCCUCCUUUGGGUCUCAGCCAUCAGCCCCUCUCUCCCAGCAGGCCGGAGCCCAGGGGCUUCUGGGUAAUGCAUGUGGAUUUGGAGGCAAUCUGACACAAAGUCAGGAAUGUAGAAGAUCUUCCUCCUCCUCCUCACCUGCUUCCUUUUCUGUUUCCUCUGGUUCUCACUCAGCUCCAUCCCUCUCCUCCUCUUCCUCUUCCUCUUCUCUCCCGCUCUUCCAGCCAGCCUCCUCCUCCUCAUUUUCCUCUGUGCUCCCGCCUCUUCCUCCCCCUUUAAACCCCACCCCCAAACUGGUUCCCAUCUUCAAGAACAAGCAUCCGUCGCGCCAUGUGAACGUCGCCCUGCUGCGCCUCCAGAAGCAGAAGCAGCAGCUGAGCAGAGGAGGAGGAGGGAGGGUGACGCUGCCCGCCAUCGGGAAGAACACACCUACUUCUUCUACUGUUUCUUCUUUGUCGUCCCUCCCGAUCCCUCCUCCACCCACCGUUCCCCGCUUCAACCGUCACCUCAAACCCCACAGCGGCGCCGCUCCUCAACCGUCUUCCUCAUCAAACCAUCCGAAACUGAAGCACAUCGCCAGCCUGAGCCCUUCAGCCAAACCUAAACCCGUCCUCGUCCUCGCUCCAAAGCCGGAGACCAAGAUUAAACCCAAAACCAAGCAGAAUCCUGACCAAACCAGCAGUAAAGCGCAGGACAAAGCUGCAAAACAGCCAUCUGAUACCUCCAGUAGAGAGAGCAGCAGAGGGGGAGUCGCGUUUGAGUCGAAACCGAAGAAAUCCAGAGCUGCGAUACGAGACGUGGACGUGGAGAAAAUGGCCAGAAGCAACCAGUUGUCCCGACUGAACUCUGCGACUCUGUCGUCCUGGUUGAGAGGAAGAGGAGUUCUCGUCAGUGCCAAACACAAGAAAGAGGAGCUGAUGCUGAAAGUUAUGGGCUGUCUGGCUGAAGCCUAACACACACACACACACACACACACACACACACACACACACACACACACCAUAUCUACUUAAUGGAGUUACUUUAGAGUAUUAACGCCGCACUAAUCUCCUCAUUUAGGGGAUUUGAUGUAAAAUCUUAUCAGUGUGAAUGACACACUGCAGCUGGAACAGACGACGGCGUCUCAUCAUCUCAUCUUCACUAAUUUAGAUGCUGAAGAUUUGCCAGAAUUAAAUUCUUGUGUCAGAUGAAGUCACGUCGACGUCCGGAGGAAGUCAAGGUUUUUUUUUUUGUUCCGUUUAGUUUGAUGUUAAGUAGCGCAGACGGUUCAGGUUUUCUGACGUCACCUCACACAAGUUCUGUGUUAUGAAGUUCAAAAAGUGUUUAUUAGUUUCCUGUCAGCGCCGUCCGGUUUAUCUUCUUAUCUGUUUAAUGUUUUCACUUAAAAAUGAGUCACAGAAAAACCUGCAAGAACACGAGUAUGACUGAUUUAUUUUAACAGCCUUGCUAAAAAAAAUCAUUUAAAUGUUUUUUUCAUAGAAGAUAUUAAAUAUUCUGUAUUCUACAACCAAUAUCUGCUUAUUUAAAUUGUAUUUAUACAGAAGAUUUCUGCUUGUUGUUCAGAAAUGUGCAAUAAUAAUAAUUUAUUAAAAAAAAAGAUUUUAAAAAUU
Thunnus maccoyii (southern bluefin tuna) is the source of this 2942-nucleotide messenger RNA. RefSeq lists its product as uncharacterized. The transcript has 14 exons. The record is from RefSeq and is a predicted model, not a curated record. Bases 255 to 2285 code for a protein of 676 amino acids. NCBI's taxonomy places the organism in Eukaryota, Metazoa, Chordata, Actinopteri, Scombriformes, Scombridae.